UUCCUGUUUGUCUUUUGAAAACGGAGGAAGCCUAGACAGCCAAGCCAGCAGGAGAGAAGAUGGAGGAGGUGCAACUUCAAUCGCUGCCUUGGGUCUUAUUUCUCCCACAGCAACAAAAGCAGGAGCGAAUCCUCCCUUCUUUGGGGAGAUAAGCCCUCUUGGCCGAGGCGGGGCCUUUGCCUUUCCCCCGCCUUGAUUAUUUAAGGCCAGACGUCCUGUCCUUGCGCAGGGCCGGUUGGAAGGAAGGCCUUGGUGAGGAAUGUCGUUGAGAUGGAUUCAUCUUUUUCAACAAAAUUUCUGGAGGUGGACGUGAAGGUGACUGACAUAUACUACCACCCAAAUGAAGUUCUUGUGAAAUUUCAAGGGCAGUAUUACACAGAAUGUGAGCUUGACUACCACAUACUGCAAAGUGAAAUUCAGCAAGUGCCAAAGGUGAAAGACAGCAUUGGCAUUGGUGAGGCUUGUUUAGUCGAAGACCCAAGUUCUGGAGAAUGGUCCAGGGGAAGAGUAGUACAAAAAAAGAUCUAUAUCUAUGAAGUAUUUCUGAUAGACAGUGGGAAAGUAUUGACAGUUCAUGAAACUCAUAUUGCUUCUGCCACUGAUGAGCUGUUUCAACUGCCUCCAAAGAUGGUUUUGGGCAUUUUUGCAAAUGUGCUACCAGUUGAUGAGAAAUGGACUCCAAAAGCUUUGAAUUACUUUUCGGCAUUCAGAAACAUGCGAAUUAAAGGCCAAAUACAAGCCAUUCUUCCACAUCAAACAUUUCUCCUCGAUGUGCCCAAAAUAACAAAUGAUGUUGUUGACCUGAAAUUGGGAAAAGUUGUUGAUGGAGAUACAUUCUGCCUUAUUGUAGAAAUGUUAACAGAAUUUCCAAAGGAGUCUCUUUGUAAACAAAUGCCAGAUCUUCUGCAGCAGAAAUACACAAAGCCAGACUCUGUAUUAUUCAGUGCUGGAACUGAACCAGAACAAAUUCUGCAAAGUCUUCAGCCACUCUUAUCUGUUGAUAAGAUGGAGAAAGUAAAAAUAACUGUGGCAGUUAGUCCAAGUAAAUUUUACUGCCAGUUGCUGAGAAAGAAGGUGGAUCUGGAUAUGUUGGCAACACGCAUGUCUUCCUUUUAUGAAUUUGUUAACACAGAAAACGUUCUCUCCUUUGAGAGUCUUGGAGUCCUUUGUGCAGCAAGAAGAAAAAAUGGUCAGUGGCACAGAGGGGUGAUACAGCAGCUACUUCCUGAUAACAAAGUGAAGGUGUGGUUUAUGGAUUUUGGCAGCUGUGAAGCUAUAUCACCCAGUCACAUUUUGAAGCUUCAACCAGAAUUCAAUUCUAUGCCUGGGUUUUCAUUCGCUUGUGCACUCUCGUGUCUCAACGAUCAGGAAGAAACUGUAAGACAUAAUCAACUAGAAAUUUUUAAGGAGACACUGUUAAGGCAAAGUCCUAUUUAUGUCCAGAUUGAUCUUUUCAAUGAUGAGGAAUGCUUGUAUUAUGUUACAUUGCAUAAGCACUCUAUAGUGAAUACUGAACACCUGCCUCAGGAAGAUGAUGUGGUCCCACAGUGUUGUCCUGUUAACAAGGAACCUUUUUACACAUGCAGGGACACAACUUCUGGGGCCAGUAUGGCAUUUUCUGAAUGUAGUUUCAGGAAUACGUUAGAGUCAGGACAUUCUUCAGAUGAAAGGGUCUCUCCUUUAGUAUGCUGGCCUUCAAAAAUACCUUUCAAAACAACAGAAAUGGAAAUAGAUUCUAUCUGUCUUGCUUUUACAGUGCAUGUUUUGAAUCCAUCAAGAUUCUGGGUUCGAACUAAUGAUUGUCGAGAUUCAUUUGAAGCCUUGAUGAAAAAAAUAGCAGAUGCAUAUGAUGUAGAUGAAACUGAUGAUAAGAUUUUGAAAAACCCAGAACCUGGAAAGCUGUGCUGUGCCCGGUCUGGUCAAGAUAAGCAUUUCUACAGGGCUGUUAUCGUAGAAGUGAAAAACAGAAGUGUUGCCGUUGGUUUUUUGGAUUUUGGGAAUACUGAAAUAGUGCCUCUUUGUGAUGUGAGAAUUUUGCUCCCUGAGCUUCAGGAAUUACCAGCUUUAGCUAUAUAUUGUUCACUUGCUAAUGCAUUGCCAAUUGAAGACGUGUGGCUGAAUAAAGAUAGCAACUUUUUUGAAAACAUUGUGGCAGGCAAAGUACUCAGACUCCACCCCACUGCAAAAAAAGAAAAUCAGUACAUUGUCCAUGUACAGUGUGAGAAUGGCCCAGAGCAAGGUGAUGUUCUCCAACUUAUGGUUCAGGCUGGACAUGCAGGAUGUUGGGAAAUAAAACAAGAUCCACUGCUGAAAGUAAUCAGUGUUUACACAGAACAUAAAACUGAAAGAGCAAAUAUUAAAUCUUGUACUCAGGAGAACAAAAUUGUGACAUGUAACAAUGCUGGUCAGAAUAAGAAAUUAUUGAAGAUUCAUCAUGUUAUAAAAGAGUCUGGUUUUAGUUCAAUGCAGACAGAAAGCUCACUUUUCAAUAAAUGUGAAAUAACAUUUGAGAAAACUGACAUCCAGAAGACUUAUAAGGUGUUUACAUUUGAACCGGGAACUGUACUUGAUGUGGUGUGUUCUCAUAGUUUUUCUCCAGGUCACUUUUCAUGUCAGAUCAAGAAUAAAUUGCCAGAGCUAAAUAACUUGAUGGAGCGAAUUCAACUUUAUUAUAAUGCUCAAAACACCCCAUAUGAAAAUGGACACAUUGCCUGUGUUGUGAAACAUUCUCAGAAUGGAAAGUGGUACAGAGCUGCAGUAUUGAAACAUUUAUCAACAACUGAAGUUAAUGUUUUAUUCGUAGACUAUGGCAACUGUGAAAAGGUUUUGCUGAAAGACCUUCGAGCUAUUAUUCCAGAUUUUCUGACACUGGAAAGUCAAACAUUCACAUGUUGUCCUAAUAUAGUCGCUAAAUCCUUAAUCUUUGACCCAUUCAGCUGGUCUGAGAAGGCAUAUAGUGAUUUCCAACAUUUUAUCUCAUCUUCCAAUGAGCUACUGACUUGUACAAUUACUGCACUAAUUGUGAAGAGUCCUCAUUAUCUAUAUUAUGUGGUUGAGUUGCGGACUCCAUUUACUAGUUUACAGCAGUUUCUCUUAGAACGUGGUCACAUACAAUUUGACUCUUUUGAAUUUGCAAGAUCACUCACACCAUUUCUCUCUUUGCAUAGUUUCUACUAUUCACUUUUUAAUAUAAAAAUUGGAAAUGAAGAGGAGGUGUGUGUGAGCCAUAUAUGCAGCCCUACAGAAUUCUAUUGCCAGCUUACUAGAAAUGCAGAGGAUAUAGACAAGCUGUUGAAAAAAGUUACAGAGAUUAUCCAAAUGACAAAUCGUACAGACGAAAUAAGCACUAAGAUAUGCUUGGCCAAGUACUUUGAAGAUGGCCUCUUCUACAGAGCUUUAGCAUUUCCCGUGGAAUCAUCAGAUUACUAUCAAGUUUACUUUGUGGACUUUGGGAAUAAACAGUUAGUAGCCAAAAAUGAAUUGGUUGCUAUUCCAGAACAUGCUUCAGAAUUAUUCUUCACCCCUAUGCAAGCUAUUCGGUGUUAUCUGUCAGAUUUAAAAGAUAUAGAAAUCCCACUUGAAAUAAACAAGUGGUUUGAAAAGAAUUACUUGGGGGAAAAUCUGAAAGCAGUGAUAGUGUCUAAAGAUUCUGAUGGGCAGCUUGCUGUGGAAUUGUAUGAUAGAGAUCUACAAAUAAAUAGGAAGAUAAAAGAAUUAUUAAAGCAAAAUAAGUGUAACAAGGACCUAAAAGUUAUAAGCAAGGGUAGAGAGAAAUCAGCCAUGAAGAAGAAAAUUAUACCUGAAGUAAAGUUAAAUGAAGAUCGAGCAAAUGUUAAAAAUAAAGUUAAAAUGAACAGAAGUUCAGAAAACAAUGCAAGUGGUGAGAAAUUCUAUAAAUCUGGAAAAGAAAUCCUUGUUCUUCAGAAACAGCCAGUAAGGCUCCCACUAAAAUCAAAAAAGGCAGAAAUGCUGAUUCAAGGAGUUAAUCGCCCUAAUAAGAAAUUAGAUGUGCAUGAAAAUAAGACGACUGAAUCACUUGUACUGCCAUUAAGCUCGCCUAAACAAGAAAGGAGUAGCGCUUGUAGGGAAAAGUACUCCAAUCUUAAGCAACAUCCUAUUAAAGCAAAUUCCAAAAUUUUAGGUUACAUUUCCUUUGUAACAAAUCCAUUAAGUUUCUAUGUUCAUUGUGCAGAGCAUGAAGAUAUGAUUGUGAACCUUGCUGAGAAACUGAAUGAAGGCAUGCUGACUCUAGAACCAGAGACAGUUGCUGAUCUUGAGAUAGGUGAUGUUGUUUUAGCACAGUAUGAACUUGACUGUUGCAUAUAUAGAGCUGUUGUUAAAGAGAUUAAAUCAGAAGAGUGUUUUGAAAUAGAGUUUAUUGAUUAUGGUAACACAUCAACAGUGAAUUCAUCAAAAAUCUACAAGAUGGAAAAGGAUUUUUUAAAAUUUCCAAGACUCAGUAUACAUUGUUUUCUUAGCAAAGCCAAAGAUAAAAGUUGGAGUAGGGAUGCUGCUGCCUACUUGUCCAGUAAAAUAGAUGAUCAGCUGCUUGUGUUUGAGUUUUUGCAACAGCAUGACCAGCAGUGGGAGAUCAAUGUGUUCUGUAACGGUGUAUCUAUAAUAAGUGAGUUAAUGCAAAGAGAGGUCAGCAUAAAUUUAGAGAAAAUACCUGUGAUAAGUCAUCAUCAGAUCUCAUCACAGCCUUUAAUAUCAGGUGCUGAUAUUUGUAAAAAUUGCCCAGCUGAAAAAACAGAACAUGAAAAUAUGUGGCAAAGUCUGUCUCAAAUUCCCUACCAAAAAAUAAAACCUGGACAGAAAGAAAUAGGCGAAAUACAGUAUAUGUCAAGAAAUGGAAACUUCUAUGUAAUAUUGAAUAAGGAUGCACAAAUACUUGUUGAUUUAAGUGUGAUGGCUGCUCAGGAAGCUAGAAAGAACUUUUCAGUUGCAGUAGAAAAUAUUGCAGAAGGAUUAGAAUGCCUGACAAAAUCUCAGGAAACCUUGAAAUGGUAUCGCUCUGUAGUUGUUAAAAAAAUUUCAAAUCAGCAUAUGUUGGUAUUUUUCAUGGAUUUGGGAAAACUUGAAAUUGUGUCAAUACAUGAUGUACGGAUGCUGAGUGGCAAGACCAGAAGUGUUCCAAGGAAUGCGGUGCUUUGCAAAUGGAUUUGGAUAGAAAAUGUGGGCAGUCUGUUUUAUGAGACUAUGGCAUCAAUUUUAAAACAGCAUAUUAUAAAGUUCCUAUUUCUUAAAUACCUCGAAUUGGCUUCUAUUUGGGAAGUAGAUAUUUUAAUAGAUGAGAUUCUGCUUUUGGAAUAUUGGAGUCAACACUUUUUGCAUAACUCUUUAGAGAGAUCCAAUAUAUCAGAAAAUUUACUGAUAGAUAAAACAGUGCCAGAAUUAUCAUUCAGACCACAUUCAGUUGUGUGGACAUCAUUCCAGACGAAUAGACAGUAUGCUGGAUUUAUCACAUCAGUCACUGACCCCUCAGACUUCUACAUUAAAUUAGAAGAUUCCUUUAAAGAUUUGCACACAUUGUUUAUGCUACUGUCCAGCCUUCCAGAAAACCUGCCACCAAUGCCAGAGAAGUUCAUUGUUCCUGGUGCCUGCUGCUUGAUGAAAACUGAGGCUAAUGCAGAAUGGAACAGAGUUGAAGUUUUUGAGAUCUCCAGAGUUUCCAAUAUGUUAAUACUUACUUUUGUUGAUGAUGGAUUAUCAGGUUCCAUUCCUAUCUCUGAUAUCCACAAGUUGAAAAUUAUCCCAGAAAAGCUGCUUAGCUUACCACGAUUAACUUAUCCUUCUUGUUUGUUUAGAGUGUCACCUGCUGGUGGAAAUAAUUGGAAUUAUGAUGCAAAACUUAAAUUUCUAGAAUUCUUGAGGAGAAAAGAUCUCACAUUCCAGUUCAGAAGGCACCACCAUGGACUAAAACUAGGGGUAGAUGUUUUCUGUGAGCAAGACAAUGCAGCAGACACAUUGGUUUCUUCUGGUUGUGCAGUGUAUACCACAACAGAUUCUUUUGAGUCAAUUCAUUGUUCAAACACUGGCUUCUUGAACUCACAAAAUCUUUGUGACCUGUCUCAGGCAUCUGAUCAGAAGAACUCUAAUGCAGGAAGUUUAUUGUCAAAUCUACAAAAACUAGAUUUGCCUUUCAAAAGUGUUGGUGAUGACAUUUCAAGAAAGAAUCCUUCCAAAAAACAACGUUCCAAGAAAAAAAGAGACCAGAAGACAUUUCCUUGUGAUUACAGAAUAAAUGAUGGAAUUUGGUUUAAUUUUGACAAAGGGGUAUUUGACCAUCUUUGUAACAGAAAACAAACUGCUGUUUCUGAGCUGACUACCAAGAUUGCGAAGAUACAGGUUCACGAAGAGAGCCAAACACACAAAUACUUAAUGAGAGAGGAAUCGAUCCAAGUGCCUGCAGACAGGUCCUCUGGAAGUUUUUAUUUCUGAACACUACCUUAGAAAUUAAACAUAAACAAUUUCAGGUAAAAACCUGGUUGAAAGGAUUUGCAGUAUUGGAAACAAGUAAUCGUUUUGGACAUCAGUCAACUAAUCAACUGUUUUACAGGGAAAAAUGCCAGUGUUUGCUAUGUAAAUAUUCCAGCAUACUCAAUAAGAUUUUAAGAAAAAAAUCUAUGAACUUGAAAUCUCAAUGAAGUAUUGCUACCAGUUUUUCUUCCAUUGUAUUGAAUCCUUUCUGACUUAAUUGUGCUGUUUAUCAGUUUGUUGAAUAUUGAUUAGUUUUUGAAAUAAUAGAGGAAGGGAAUGCUAUAUUUGUUUCUUACUGCCUCCUGUGAUAUUGGUGGACAUAGGCUAAUCUUUUUUUAAAUCCCUAAUGAUGGUUGGUCAUUGUCUAUACUUUUAAAAAUGGACAAUAACAAUCAACUAGUUUAUGAAACACGCCACUAAAUUGUACUUGUUAGAUAUACUGUGAUAGGCUGUUGCUGAAGAUGGAAUUGCUUGUACAUAAGACUACAUAAGAAAUGCAGUAGUAAGAGAAGCAACAGCCUGUGUCUUGAUUCCUGAGAUUUUUGGAUUUUUUAAGCACAGUUGUAUACUCUUAAAUACUCUCCUGCAUUAAGAACGUAGUCCCAUGCCUUACAAAAUGUCAUGACGUAAUUGAUCUGAUACAAUUUAACUACAGUAUUUAAAUCUUUUGACUCCUAUUAACAAGUAAUUUUAUUGCUUGUUUUAAAUUUAUUGUUAGUCACCAUUGUUCCCUGUAUUGGGGGAAAGGUGAGAUAAAAAUAAAGUCAAUAAAUAAAAUUACUGUAAAAUACAGAUCAAGUUACAAAUUCUCACAUGUUUUGACAUUUUUAACAUUCCCCUUCUCAGGUGACUAGGAAUAAUCACAUAUUAACUGAGUACAGAUAUUAAAAAUCUAGCUACAAAACAUUAAUAUACAUGAAUGUAAUAUAUGUUGAUAUGUUUAUCAGUAAGAUAUUUGAUAUAUCUUGUAUACUAGGACAAAGUUUCUCUAAAUUAUCCAGCACAUUUUAUUGCAUAUGUGUCAUAUGGAGUUUAUAUAUUUAGUUAUAAGAGAGGCCAGUGCUGAAUGUUCAUAAAGGCAUUUUAUGUGCUCCCAUAAAUGGUAAUUUUGUAAAUGUUAGACAUUCAUUUAUUUGUUUACUAUUUGAUUGUCUUUGUGGAUUUGUCCACAACUACAUUUGAAAGGGGAAGUGCCGCUUAAGGCUUGAUAGAUUUCUGUUUGAAAACACCCCCAUCCUGAGCUUAUUAGAGCUGGUUUAUUUUUAUUUAUGUUAUGUAUUUACUUUAUUUUUUUAUCUUGAUUUUCUCCUGAUACAGGGAUUCAUGGCAGCUAGCAAUAAAUGUAAAAUAAAAAUGGCAAUUAAAUAGUUUUCAGCAAUCCUACACACAAAUGUGAUUCAUAUACCUAUCUAAGGACCUCAUCACAAAGGCCCAUGAAUUUGCCUUACAUUGUAGCGAAUCCACGGGGUCCCAGUGGAGGGCGUGGAGAACCCGUUGCUCCAUGCCCCACAUUGUUCAACUUACCCCAACCCCCAUCUCAUGGCGAUGAACGUUGCUUCCUGGCUUCUCCCCAUUGCCUUGAAGGCAACACGGGAAGCUUCCGUGUUGCUGCGGCAGCGGCAUUUGCCCCGUGUGCUACCCUUUCCCAACAGAGCCUGGCCAGAAGUACACGUGCAUUAUGUAAUGGGCUUUGUCCUGAAAGGAGAGAGCAAGCAGCAUACGAAGGGCAAAGUAGCCUAUCUAAUGAGGUGGUAAAUCUACAUAACUCAUUGACUUGUGAUGCAUCUAUCUAAAUCAUAAUAUCACUGACCUGUUGUCACAGACAGAACGCCACCAGAUAAAGUUCAACACAGUUUAUUAAAGUUACAGAACUAAAAAGUGCCCGUAUGAAACAAAGGACUAGGCAAACACUUGCCUUCAGUGUAAAAGAUACACAAAAAAGACUCCGCUAAUACCUAAAGCGGUUCAAAAGAUAAACCGGAUUAAAUGGGAGUUUAAUCCGGGUUAAACAGAAAAUGCUUACUUCAGCCCGGCAAUUUAAACAAACAAAAGUUGAUAAAGACUCAAAGAAACAUAAAAAGCUGGCAGCAGAUUCCUCUCUGCUACUCGAAAGCUGCAAAUGAGUAACUAAGGUUGUUACUCCUCCGUGCAACAAACGGGAUCCGGAUCCAAGCACAUCAAUCAGGGUAGCAACGGUCAGCAGGGUCCCAGUCCGGUCCGAGGUCGAAAGCCAGGUACAGAGGUCUUUAAUUCACCAAUUCCACCGAAAGCCACAGAAGGGGUAGUCCGAGGUCGUAGUCAGUCAGUCCGUCCAGCGUCAAUCCAGAGUAGGCAAUUAAUGUCCGUCAAGAAGACGACGGAGGUCCAAGCUAAUAAGAUUAAACACAGGUUGCACAACAAAAGCCCACACAGUUCCUCCCGCCGUCUAUGCCCAGUGUCCUUGGUAACUUACGUAUUCAGCAAGCGAAACACACCCGUCUUCAGGAAAUUCCCAACAAGAGCCCAAGCGUUCGUCCAGAUUACCUUGCCCAACGCAAUUAGCCCUGGAUUCAAAACCCCAUUUUAUGCCAGUUUACAACUCCUCAUCGCUGUCAGCUGUUACCCUAAUUCCAGGUGCCUCAUCAUCCUCAUCAGAGCUAAAACACCUUUGACUACGCCCCACAGCAUCCCCAGCUGUGGAUCCCGUUCCAUCCCUCCAACUUGUCCACGGAUCCGAUCCUGCAACCCGCCAGUCGCCUCCCACACUACCAUUGCCGGUGAGACCCAAAUCCUCCCUCACACGAGUCCAUUCCAUGUCAUCCUCCUCUGAGCUAACCACCUCUUCCUCCAUUCCCUCGGUAAAACCCUCAAAGGAGUCUUCGUCUGUUGGUUCUGCAAAUAAGUCCCGCAGCCGUUUCCUUUCUCGCUCCUCAAGAGAGUCUGACUCUCGAGGAGUCUUACGACCACGUCUCCCAGUAUCGGAGCCAUAAGGCUCAACCAUAACACCUGUUUUAAGCAGUGCCUCGAAAUGAUGAAUAGAAACUGUUAAUUCUGACAGUUGUAUUUCAUCUGUAGGGCUUCCCAUGCAACAAAUCUUAACACCAAAGAAGAAUAUGGGCAUUUGGUUUUUGUUUAAACUUCCUGUAUAAACUCAAACUGUGUACUGGUAUAAUCUCAUAUGACUUGAAAAAUUCUGCUGUAGCUGAAUGUCAAUUUUAAAAAAUGUAUUAGGACACAAUUGAAUGUAUAAAAGCAUUAGUACAUAGUACUAAAAUAUUUAUGUUUAGCCUUUAUAGCUCUGCUUAAAUAAAAACAUGUUCUAAUUUUAA
Messenger RNA from Anolis carolinensis (green anole), 9788 nucleotides. It is a transcript of the gene tdrd15, whose product is annotated as tudor domain containing 15. NCBI's taxonomy places the organism in Eukaryota, Metazoa, Chordata, Lepidosauria, Squamata, Anolidae. The transcript has 4 exons. Bases 271 to 6441 code for a protein of 2056 amino acids. The record is from RefSeq and is a predicted model, not a curated record.